Molecule: messenger RNA, 1109 nt
Organism: Siniperca chuatsi (mandarin fish)
Lineage: Eukaryota; Metazoa; Chordata; Actinopteri; Centrarchiformes; Sinipercidae
Gene: scp2b
Product: sterol carrier protein 2b
Exons: 5
Coding region: 135-554 (139 amino acids)
Cellular component (GO): cytosol
Source: RefSeq, a predicted model, not a curated record
GCUAUCUGACAUCGACACGUCGAGUCUGAAGAUCCGGGAAAACAGGAAGAAACAAGGAAGCAGAGCACUAGCUACCGGUGGUUCUUUUGGUCUGUUAACCGCGGCGCUGUUUGUUCACCUAACGUUAUAGCAAAAUGCCUGAAAUACAGACACCGAGGGUUCGAGCCAUCAACACCAGUGCUAGUGACGGACUGGAGGGGUUCAAGGCACAUGCUGUGUUCCAGGAAAUCAACAAGAAGCUCCAGGAGGAUGGUGAGCAGUUUGUGAAAAAGAUCGGGGGAGUGUUUGCCUUCAAAGUAAAGGAUGGACCAAAUGGACAGGAGGCAACUUGGUUUGUGGAUGUGAAGAACGGCAACGGCAGUGUUCACAAUGACACAGCUAAGAAAGCAGAUUGCACCAUUUCCAUGUCGGAUACAGACUUGUUGGCCUUGAUGACGGGGAAGAUGAAUCCACAGACUGCGUUUUUCCAGGGCAAGCUGAAGAUCACAGGGAACAUGGGACUGGCCAUGAAGCUUCAAAGCCUGCAGCUGCAGCCAGGCAAAGCCAAGCUGUAGAUGAGACGUCGGAGCUAGCUGUAACUACACCUCUGAACACUGAAAAGAGUUAACCACAAAGAAACCAUCUCAUCACUGGACUGAACCACUUUUCCUACUAGCGACCUCACUGACUGACCAGGGGAUUAGUCAGCAGCCCUGCCAGUCUUACUGGAGAAUAAGAUAGAUAGACAGAUAAUUAAUUUUCUAAUCAAGUCCCUCUCAUGAUAAUACUGUCAGUACACUGGAGUAGAGACAGGUGCUCCCUACUAAUUCAGUUUAAAUCCAGUUUUCAAUAACUUUCCAAAGUCUGUUGCUAAUGAAAACUUACUUUGAGUGUAUUAUGUCUGGAAAUGUUUUGACUAGAGCCGAUUGAUGUCAUUUUCCACAAUCAUGGACACAACAGUCUAAGUGCCUCCUCGUCUCAGUUUGCUCUAAGGUUUUUAGCCAACAACGUAGAAAUGUUUUUCACUGUGGCCGCCCAAUGUUUUAACAGAGGGGUUGUCAUUUUCUGCAGUGCUAUGUAUGAAUCUUUAAAAGAUUUCUACUAAAUAAAUUUCUUUGCUGCGACAUCCA